AGGCAGUGUUCCUUGGCACAGCCCUGCAACGAUGUAAGAUGCUGGAUAGCCAUGGCGUUGAUGAUCUCCCGGCACCCCGGGCACCUGGUGACACCAAUGCGGAGGUUUUACCCGCCAAGAAAACGAAGGCCAAAGUGCAAAAAGAGGUGGAAGAAGAAAAACCAAUGAGCAAACGGAAAAGAAGGAAACUGGAGCAGCUGGCGCAAAAAAAUGCCAGCAAAGAAGUUCGUGCUGAAGUAUUGGAACAGCUCAAGGCGGUGAAACUCACACCGGAUCAAGCUGAACUAUUGAAGGCAUCGCAAAGCACGAGGCUUUCAAAGCGCGAGCAGAAGGCAAUGGCACAACGUCGUGCUCAACUGGGCAUUCCAUUGACUUCUGACAUGAAGGAGACCUUGCGGCGAAGACCUCGCCAGCUCAAACCCAAAGUCGAAAAUGAUGAGGAACUCAGCGAAGAGCAAGAGCAACAUGGAGAAAAACCAGAAACAGGGAACAUCGUGCAGCUGUCAAUGGACGCCCCUAAACCUCAGGCGCAACCAAAACCUGAGAUGAAGGCUUCAAAGAAGCUGGCCCCAAAGAAAACCUCACAGGUGGAGGCCAUGGCCACGCAGCCUUUGCAGCGUGUCCACGUGGAGCGGACUGCCGAUAUUGAGGAACAACGAACUCGGUUGCCAGCUGUCAUGAUGGAGCAAGAAUUCGUCGAAAUGCUGCUGAGCAAUGAUGUCAUGUUGGUUUGUGGCGACACCGGCUGCGGCAAAUCCACCCAGGUGCCGCAGUUCCUUUACGAGUGUGGCAUUUGCAAUGGAAAGGACUUCCUCAUAGGUGUUACACAACCUCGCAGGGUUGCUGCUAUCUCUGUCUCGCAGCGAGUGGGACAAGAAUUGAAUGAGUCCGGCAAGGUUGGUUAUCAGGUCCGCUACGACAGGAGCAACUGCACAGAGGAUAUGCGGAUCAAGUUUAUGACCGAUGGUAUACUUCUGCGGGAGGUCCAGGCUGACUUCCUUUGUCGAAAGUACACUGCAAUCGUAAUCGAUGAGGCUCAUGAAAGAGGUGUCAACUGCGACAUAUUGAUCGGCCUCCUUUCCCGGGCAGUUCAUCAACGCCGCAAGGCCUUUCAGGAGGCUGUUGCCGCUGGGCGUUUCAACAAGGACCCAGGUACGGCACGAAGCGCAGAUGAACCACCGCCACCUUUGAAGUUGGUGAUCAUGUCCGCGACCUUGAGGCUCUGUGAUUUCACGGAGAAUCAGCAGCUUUUUCCAGUCCCACCGCCCGUGCUUCGCAUUGAUGCACGAACCUUUCCGGUGACGGUGCAUUUUGAACGACGAACUGAAGAGGAUUACAUCAAGGCUGCACACCGAUCAGUAUGGAAGAUACACAAAGACCUGCCUCCAGGGAGCAUUUUGGUGUUCGUCACAGGAAGGCAGGAAGUUCAUCGUUUGUGCAGGAUGCUGCAACAGACGCAGCUCCUCACGUUCAACAGCGGUAAGGCACUUGAGGAAGCAGCGGCAGAGGUUGCAGAGCAGGAGGGCAAGACAGCAGAUUUGGACUUAGAAGCCUCCGAUGAUGAGGGAAACCUGUCGGAGCCGGAGUUGGAAGAAGGGAAUGAAGGCAAGAUAGGUGACGCUGGCAGGCUGAAAAAGAAGCUGAAGGGUAAGCGCAAAAAGAAAGCGUUGGACACGUCUGGAGAUGUGAAGGUGGAAGGUGUGGCCGAUAGCAUCAAACCAGGUGCAAAGCGAAAGCGAACGAACGAGAAGGAAGAGGCCACCCAAGACAUUCCGGAUGAGAUGCCGGAGCUCUCCUUUGCGGUGGGUGAAGAAGACGUCGUGGUGUUGGAGGGAGAGGCCGCCACAGCUGCCGAGGAUGCAAAAGACAUUGAGCUUCGCAACCAGAGAAAGGUAAGAAUGUCCAGGCUGGAUAAAUCGAGGACAGCGGGGGGUGUCUUCAAAGGUGUAGGCUUUGGAGAGGGGCAAAUGCGGGUUUUGCCACUCUAUGCUCAGUUAUCUGCAACGAAGCAGCUGGAGCCCUUCAAGCAUCCACCGGAGAACCAACGAGUGGUCGUCAUAUCAACGAAUGUGGCGGAAACAUCGGUUACACUUCCGAAUGUGCGCUAUGUGGUGGACUGCGGGCGUGAGAAGCGCCGCCGGUAUAAGGCUUCUUCUGGUGCCUCAGCAUUUGCCAUUGACAGGAUUUCAAAGGCAUCCGCAGACCAACGAGCUGGUCGGGCCGGCCGACUGGGCCCAGGACACUCAUAUCGUUUGUAUUCCUCAGCGGCCUAUGAGAAUUACUUCCCCAAGUUCGCGCCCUUGCAGAUGCUCCACACGCCAAUGGAUCCAGUGCUGCUGUUGCUGGCUUUUCUCGGAGUUCCACGCCUUGACGUGUUUCCGUGGCCGACCCCACCGCCAGCAGAAGCCAUCUCUGCCGCGAUCAGGCGACUUCGUGCGAUUGGAGCCAUUGAAGACGACGGUACAAGGGCUGAAGGCUCCAAAGCAACGGCAGCUGUAGUGAAGUGUACAACCCUUGGCUACCGCUUAGCAGCAUUGCCAGUCGCACCCAGAUACGCUCGGAUGCUUUUGGCGGCGGUUUCCACCAGCGCAGAUCUGAAGGCCGAUCAUAUCAUUGGUCACGCCUGCGCUAUUGUGGCGGCACUUUCUGUCGGGAACCUUACAUGCUGGGAGUCAGCGCAAGAGGUUGAAGGUGCAGGGCCUGGUGGCUUGGAGAAUGAGCUGGUUCGUGCUCAAAGGGAGGCGCAAAGGCGGCUAGAUGAGGCGACCAAAAAAGAAGCCCCAAAGUGGAGCCAACUUAGAGAUGACGCCGAAGGACUCUUGUGGCUGAUGGGCGGCUAUGCGUGGGCAGCAAGAGGCGGAGAUGAGGCCGCGGAGGCCUUCUGCCAGAAAAAUAAGAUCAAUCCUCGCCAGAUGGCAGAGGCUCAUAGCUUGAUGCAACAGCUUGCAGAGCUCUUGCAGCGCAGACUCUGCCUGUCGUCAGCAGGUUUUGAGCUCCAACUGCCGUUGCUUCCGCGCCCACCGACACCUCGACAGGUGCAAUUGCUACGCGAGUGCAUCGCAGAAGGGUUGCUAGACCGAGUUGCCAUUGCUUCUCCAGAUUUGGGUCAUCGGGCCUACAUUUGUGCAGAUCUUGGCCGAGAACGACCUGUGUACAUACAUACUGCAUCGAAUGCCUUCCGGCAUAGGCCUCACCCUUCGGUUUUGGUCUUCAAUGAGAUCAUUUCGACUCACAAGCCGUUUAUGAGGGAUUGCAUCAAUGUGGACCCACUGCACCUGGCAAAGCGCGCUGCUGCCGGCGGAUGCCCACUUUUGAGUCUUGGUGAGUUUAUUCCAGUACCCGGGCCUCGGUACCUUCCGGAGCAGGACAAAGUGCUUGCUUUUGCCAGCCCGUCCUACAUUCCUCUGUCCUAUGCGCUUCCGACCGUUGAGGUUGAAGUCCCAGCCAACUCGAUUUUUAGAUACAAGGUCUUCGCUAAGGCGCUUUUGGAGGGCAUGGUUGUGAGGGACUUGCCCGCGCAGGACAAGCUUUUGGCGAAGCCAACGCUGCUCUUGCAUGCUCCCACCAAUCCGAGGGUGUCUGCUCUCGUCAGUCCGUUGUGGCAAUUCAAGGUGGGGUCCCGCGGCGAGCUCUACUCGCGAUGGAAACAUGACAGCCGGUUCCUCCUUGAAGGCUAUCUGAAAUGGGUCCCCAAUACUGCCCAUGACGAUGUGCGCAUGGCUUGGCCUCCCAUGUGAGGUUUCGGCGUUGAGCGCCCAAAACUGAUGAGAGUGCGUAUGCUGGCGUAUGCUGUGCACCAACUUUACUAGCAGUGUUGCCACGACAAGCUGACGACAUGGUGCCAUGUUUGUGUGUAGUGCGUGUAGAAUGCUGUCACACAUUACGCUGAUGUGCCGGCGUGGUGUCACACCCUCACGUUGUCAGGCUGUCAGGCUGACAAAUGGUCAUACAAACGCAUGCC
Molecule: messenger RNA, 3961 nt
Organism: Durusdinium trenchii
Lineage: Eukaryota; Dinophyceae; Suessiales; Symbiodiniaceae
Source: the annotation of a GenBank genome assembly